This is a messenger RNA of Ruditapes philippinarum (Manila clam), 2814 nucleotides long. RefSeq names its product glycosyltransferase 1 domain-containing protein 1-like. The transcript has 11 exons. The record is from RefSeq and is a predicted model, not a curated record. Lineage: Eukaryota; Metazoa; Mollusca; Bivalvia; Venerida; Veneridae. The coding region runs from base 268 to 1530 and encodes 420 amino acids. Gene Ontology annotation, molecular function: glycosyltransferase activity.
CAUUGGUAAACAUGAAAAGUAAAAAAAUAAGAAAUGCAGAGUUUUACAAUGAAGGACUUUCUUUAAUGGUUAUGCAUGAGGAGGAAACAUGAAAAAUGCGUUUUAAAUCAAUAAAAAAUCGCAUAUUGAUAUUGCAGAUAAUUGUGUAUUGAAAUUAGCGGCGUAAGUUCGACGAAAAUGGAGCGCUUGAUUAACUGAAACUGAAACUGUUUUUUUAUACAAAUUUACGACUGAGUCAGAUUUAUCCAAAAGGGUUUAUCAGUAUGAAUGAAAUUAUAUCAGAGAGAAUGGCGUAGUGACAAGGUCGAUCGUCUUUUUGUUAGAGAUCGAAGUGUCUAUAAUGUUAUCAGGUUUUACAAAGUACACGAUAAUAAACAGAUAAACAGUAUAAACAAGUGUCAAUUAAACUACUACAGGUGUUGUUUUGAAAUGAAAGUGUUAUUACUUUCACCACUUGUAGACUUCUCAGGAAAUUUUGCAACUGUAACAAGAAUAAAGAAAGGACUGGAGAAGAAGGGCUUGCGAUGUUUCCUGAAAUGCUCUUUGAAACUUUCAAGGAGCGAAGACCUCAAAGAUACUCUAGAUGAGUUGGGUAUUGACAUUAUUUUAGCCGUCCAUGUUUACAAAUCUGGAAAAAUUCUAAUUGAUGUGAAGAUACCGUAUAUUUUGAUUCUCGGUGGAACUGACGUCAAUGAGCUUACGUCAGAUCAUGAGAAGAUGGACAUUAUGACGAAGGCAGUGAAUAAUUCAAGGCAUAUUGUAGCAUUUGGUGAAUCAUUGGCAGUGAAAUUUAAGUCCUGUUGGCCUAACUAUGACCCUAUGAAUGUUUCAAUUAUUCCCCAAGGGGUUGAAGUCUUUCCCAACAGUUUUUCAAUCACAAGCUACAUAAAGAACCAUGCAAAGGAUAUUGUAACAGAGCAAGAGGGUCAACCAAACUGUUUAUAUGGCUGUGACACUGAUCUGCUUAUCAGACAACUGAGCAAGUCAGAAUGUAAAAUAUUCACCAUCGUUGGAGGGAUCCGAUCUGUGAAAAACCCUUUAUUUCUGAUCAAAACAUUUUCAGAUUGGAGAAUGAAACAAGGUAAAGUCACAUGCUGGCUACUGUUUGUUGGUGCUCAUCAAAAUGACACGUUUUUUGAAAAGUUCAAAGAGGAAGUUAGAAGGUGCCCUGGAGUGGUUUAUAUUCCUGCUUUAUCAACAGAAGACGCCCAUGCUCUUAUUCAGGACAGUUUUGCUCUUGUCAACUGCUCAGACAGUGAAGGAAUGGCCCUAGCAAUUUUAGAGGCUAUGGCUCUGAAAACACUUGUAAUAGCACGAAAUAUACCAGGUAAUACUGCGGUUGUUGACGAUGGACAGAAUGGUAUUGUAUUUGAUACACCAGAGAAUUUCAUAGAAAAAGUUGAGAAUUUACUUGAAGCUCCUGAGAUAAUAAAGAGAAUCACCGAGGAAGCAUUCAACUACAUAUCAAACAAGCAUUCUGUAGCCAAUGAGGAAAACGCCUACUUUUCCUUACUGACAAAAUAUUGCUGAUUACUAAAUUUUUUUAUAGAUUUUACCUUAAAAACACUAUGAUGUCCCACUACAAUGUUGCCAUGCAUUAUCCUUUUUUCCUUGUUAUUUUGUGUGGAUAAGGACUAAACUGGUGUAGACUUUACUGAUUUCAUCACUGUUAAGCAUACCCUGAUAAUACAAGAAACCUCGAUAAUAUGAGAAACCUCUAUAAUACGAGAAACAGGGAUACUUACUUUUAUUUGAUUUCAUUUGACAUCAUUUAUCUAGCUGUGUAGAAUUAUAAAAUUAAAUUCAUAUUUUAUUUUAAAAAUACCUCUGGUUGAUAAGAACAAAUGAUAUUGGUACUUAAAAAGGACAUUUUGGUGGGUUUUGAAAUCUGUGGAUUUUUUCUUUAUAUAAUAAAAAAGGUAGCAGUGUGUUGUACUGUAAUGAGUAAUAAGGUUUAAAGAUCAAUUACACUUACUCUAAUAUCCCCUUAUUUAGAAUAAUGAAAUUACCGUUUACUUGGAAUUUAGAACUGACCUUUGGUAGUUUUAAACUUCACCAUGUCAAAAUAUUAGAAAUGAAAAAAACAACAGUAAAGAAUCGGGUGAAACAUAGACAGGCUUGACACUAUUCUUGUGACCAUCAUUCCAUCAUGGCAGCUAAUAUUCUCAGAGUUAUUUUAUCACAAAAGUCAUAACAUCAUGAAAGUUCAUGAAAGUUCAACAUAUAUUUUAUAAAAAGUUUGCCAGGGGUCUUUUUUUAACUUACACACUAUCCAAACAGGAUAGUAACUGUGAUAUGAAUGAACAAUGCAUAGAUAUCUUUUAAAAAAAUGAAAACUUUAUCUUAAAUUGUUAUAUUUAUGAUUAAAGGAACUCUAUUACUUCUCUUGAACUUGUUUUAGAUAUGAAAUUCUACCUGCUUGGUACAAUCUUUUUUGAGGGUUUUUGCUGUUGCUGUUGUUUUUGUUUUUGCUGUUUGACUCAUCAUAGGCAGAUCUCCUCAGCCUUUUUUGAGGCAAUACGACUGUGAUAUUCUAUACAUAUAGAAAUGUAUUAUGCUAUGUUCUUAAUUUGCUUACUCUUUUGAUUCACUAGAAUGCCCAAACUUACAUAUAUUUAACCUGGAACACUGUAUCAUCAAUUUAGUUAAAGCUGCACGCCUCCAGAUGAGCUAAAAUAUUUCAAGAAAUUCAAUCUUUAGAAAAAUGUAUUAAGAUCUUGAGAAAACUAAAAAGAUUCAAUGUUUAAUUAAUUAUUUGUAUGUUAUGUGAGAUUAAUGACUGAGUUUGCAGUAUCAAUCACUAUAUAAUUCUAC